AUGAUACUACUGGUAAUCUACUACGCAACAAAUGCUACUACUGGUAAUGUAACAGUUUCGACAGAAUCUACAACACCAGCACUUACGAACGCUACAGCUACUACUCAAGCAAAUGCUACUACUGGUAAUGUAACAGUUUCAACAGAAUCUACAACACCAGCACCCGUAAACACUACAGCUACUACGCAAGCAAAUGCUACUACUGGUAAUGUAACAGUUUUGACAGAAUCUACAACACCAGCACCUACAAACGCUACAGCUACUACGCAAGCAAAUGCUACUACUGGUAAUGUAACAGUUUCGACAGAAUCUACAACACCAGCACCCGUAAACGCUACAGCUACUCCACAAGCAAAUGCUACAACUGCUAAUGCAACAAUUUCAACAACAACUACUCCAGCGGUACCUAUAAACUCUACAAAUACUUCAACAGUAACUACCCCAAUAACAACAACAGUGGUGACAACAGCAACAACAACAACAGCAGCUGUAACAGUUCGUCCACAGCCAACUGUCGGCCUGAGUGUUCCUCUCAAGACUGAGUAUACUAAACAAUUAAGUGAUCCAACUACUCCUGAAUUUAAAUCUUUGGCUGCACAGUUGACUCAACUGUUGAAUCAAAUCUAUACAAUUCUCUUUGGCUCUAAGUACCGCGGCUGCAGAGUCAAAGCUUUCAAGCCUCAACCUAUACGUGCUUUACAAAAUACAGAUGCAGAUGUCGAGCUGAUAUUCGACGAGAACUCCACAACUCCCAUCCCAUCUGGACAAGCAGCAGCAACUGCUCUGAAGGAGGCUGUAGAUAAUAGCAGUACUUUGAGUGCGCUAAUUAAUUCCAGCGCAAUCACUGUCCUUAAUCAGCCAAUUGAUGUGACUGUGAUUUUCUUAACAAAUGGCACUUUUACAGCAGCGCUCUCAAAUACUAGUUCAGAUUCAUUCACAACCAGAACAUUAAUGAUUAAAAAUGGACUUAACCCUUUUUUCACUGAAGACUUCCCAAAUUCAUUCAGUCUCUUAACCAUGUUAAACUACAGCACAGGAAGGUUUAAAGCAGCUAAUGAUUCAAUUCUGAACAACAUGGAUUUGGCUUUUAACAGCUCUGCUGGAAAUCCCAACACCACCCAAAUUGCUGAAACUAUGUUUCGAGCAGCCAAAAGUGGCACCCUUCCUUUUCAGAUCUACAUCACCAGUAUCACAGUGAAUGGCACGGUAUUUAAUUCGGGUGAUGUCAGCAGCAAGAUCAGUGUGCUCAUGGCGUGCUUCAUGGUGGCUGUGUCGCUUCUGUUCACACGGUCCAGCUGAUGCUAAACCACAUCCUCCUCUCAGAAUGAGAACCAUGACCAAGUUUGACUCUCCUGUUCCCUCAAUGAAUCAUGCGAAUAUACCGAGCUAAGAUUUUAAAUAAUGUGUAUGCGUAAAAUGUACAAUAGGAAGAGCAUUAUAAGAAUCUGCCAACCUGUAUGAAUGUGCAAUGAUAUGGUUUGGUCAGUGUAACAUAUUAUUUGUUUUUGAUUGCGGAUUACUCAAUCCUGGAGUCGAAUUUACAGUGAUGGAAUUGUAUUUAUCAAAUGGAAACUAUUCUAUGAUAGAUCUAAGUUAACAUGAGUAAGUACUGUAUAUUUUUACUAUCAAACCAGCUUUAGUGAUGCAUGUGACAUUAAAUGCACGCUUUGGCUUUGGCUUAAAAUACUUUCCAAAGUAUUACAGGUUUCUGCAAAUGAUUAAAUAUAAUCCAGACGAUGUCUUAAAUUAUGUUUUAGUCAAAAUUAAUUUAGCAUGAAUGAACACAUCAACACAUAAAUGAACUGUUCUGUAAAAUACAGAAUUGUGGUUUGACUGGAUUCAAUACGUGUCUUAACCUGGAGUUCUUUCUUAAUAUACAAAGCAAUGAAGGAGAAAAUAUGUUAUUUAUACUGUAAGUUCUAUAAACUGGUGCACUUUACAAAAAUUCUUGUGUAA
Molecule: messenger RNA, 1956 nt
Organism: Tachysurus vachellii
Lineage: Eukaryota; Metazoa; Chordata; Actinopteri; Siluriformes; Bagridae
Product: mucin-2-like
Exons: 9
Coding region: 1-1299 (432 amino acids)
Source: RefSeq, a predicted model, not a curated record